Molecule: messenger RNA, 2493 nt
Organism: Acanthaster planci (crown-of-thorns starfish)
Lineage: Eukaryota; Metazoa; Echinodermata; Asteroidea; Valvatida; Acanthasteridae
Product: alpha-N-acetylgalactosamine-specific lectin-like
Source: RefSeq, a predicted model, not a curated record
GCUUCACAAUUUCGAGUAAUCAGGAAGGGCAGUUUCCUUGCGGACGCGUUCAGAUUUUGAUCGACGUCCUGUUAUGCUGUAUUGCCUGGUUCUACAGACUGAGCGUAAACUGACGAAUCGCAUUUGGGUAAUUUGAGAAGAAAAAAGUGAUCCUUCAAUACUAACUUUGACGGAAUUUAAUGUAUUUUUCUUGCCGUUUCAAACUUCAGACGUCAUCAAGUAAUAAGAGUCUGGAUUUGAGAGACAUUUUCAAACAGCACUGACGAUGAAGACGUCUGUAUUUACAGCCAUAGCCAUCUUUCUAAUCUUAGGAAGAAGCGUCAAGAUCAGCGAUGGCUACUGCCCAUGCCACCCUCCGUGGGUAGCUUACUAUCAACACUGUUAUCUCGUGGUAUUGGAGCCGAAGGCAUAUCAGUCUGCCGAGGACCAUUGCCUCACUUAUUCAAGGGGUGUGAGGCAAUGUCAUCUAGCUUCUGUAGUAAACGCGGAGGAAUAUGAUUUCAUCGUGAAUCUCGCUCGAGAAGCAUCUGUGAAAGAAUCCGGUAUCUGGCUGGGUCUCAAUGACAGGCUGGAAACGUCAAAUUUCGUGUGGACCGACGGAUCGAAUUCGUCUUUCAAUCGGUGGUAUCACAUAGACGAACCUGAUGCCAGCAACAACUGCGUGCGAACAGAUGCCAAUCAUGAAUACAGGAUGAAUGAUAAAUCAUGUUCGACCAAGCUUGCUUCGGUGUGUAAAGCGCUCCAGACCCUAGACAGUCCCGUGUUGCUUGCCAUGCUUGUGACGAACACAUUUUCUUCGACUGAUUUAGGAGCUGCUACCAUUUUACCUCCCAUGUGCACGCAAGCUGUCCGACUCUCAUCGAAUGAACACUCAUCAACCGUGAGGCGAUAGCAGGAAUUUCUCCAUUGACACGAUGGUUCGGAACUCUGUGUCGACGGUUUGAUGGAAACAACAGCUAAACAAGUGAUAGGAUGAACAUCCUUGCAACCGGUGCAGAUCCUACGUCCAUAAGAGUCAUUAUUCCAUCCACAUCUAGAAGACGAUGACUGUAAAAGUCUGUCAAGUCGGCUUUGGAAUCAGCCCUUUUAAAUUAAUAACGAUGUUCGAACUUCACCAGUUCAAAAUGCUCGAUAACUUAAACGAUAUCGCCAGUUUGAUGAGAACGUCAAACAAAACUUACAAUGACGCAAAAAUUACACAACCCAAAAGAGCUUUGAACGAAAUAGCAGUCCAUGUAUAGCUUAUUGAAUCAGCUGUUAUGUUCUCUGCACUUAUUGCUCAUAUGACAUAAGUUAAAGUCGUCAAAACUAAUCAGUAAAGCCGGACACUGACAUUGUUCUAUAAGAAACAUAUGAACUUAAGCACUAGUAGGAAUCUUGGCGAGAUAAACCACGCUGUUAGUCCCGUUCAUUUUAAAACAGGUUUUUAUAAACUACGAAUAUUGACACACUUAUUUCUUUGUACCGUUUCAAGGCAAAAGUUAAUGUAAUCCAUAUCAGACACGUCAAGUCGAAUCAUUUAUUCAAGGUUGACAAAAAAGAAUUGAAUAUUAUUAAUCAUCUUUUAUUGUGCACAACGCAACAGUUUAAACAAAUUAAUCUUUGAACUUUGCGAAAUCUAUAACGCUGAGGAUCAGAAAAUGAUAUUGUACACUGAUAACACAACCGGUUUCCAUCAUGGGGGCGGAGCUAAGAACAGCAAGGGACGGCGUAUUAAAGUAGGGUCUUUCAAGUAAAGUUUCUCCUUUGUACCAAACGCGCUGAUAAUGAAAUACUUUUAUAAUGUCAAGCCAAGUCUUUAAUUAUAAGAAUUGAGGUAUGAGCCAAAUGAGAAAGAUUACAGGGGUAUUUGCUGGAGUCAAUAAGAUUAAUUUCCCGUGUGUGGUGUACAUGAACCGUGACAUCGCUCACGCGCCACUGCUAUGGCGCCCUCAUCCAAGGCAACAAACAGUAAUUGAACAAGCCCGUCGUGUAAAGUACAGUUUUUUGACAAUUACAUUUUAUAAAUACCAUCAUCAAGCCGGGUUGUAAUAUAACAUAAUGAACUUUGGAAUUUUACCACUCGAGAAUGUUUGUCUUGCUCUUUCAGCACGUAGUGUUAUUACACGCUUGCCUGUACAGUGCAUCUAAAGUAUGAAAGAACAUCAGUAUUCAUGGAUUAAUUACCACAUAUCUUGCCGAUACAUGGAUGUAGCAAUAAUUAUUUCGCAGAAAUAUCCCCUCUGGUUAUCUCAAAACAAACGCCUGGUAUCAUUUACUGCUUGAGCAAGAUUUUAAAAGUGUCAGUACAAACUAAAAUCAGAGCAUAAGUUUAUUUGACAUAUAUUAUGCCUCUGAGAGCAAUAAUAACAUUCCCUUAAAAUUACAUAUAAAAAUGCAUGUAUUCGCUAACAGAUUCAAUACAUGUAGAACUGUAGGCAGCAUGACAAUAUAUAUUAUCACUUAGAUGUUGAUCCAUUAAAAACACUAAGGCAUGCAGCGUUACUUACAAGA